AUGGAAUUGCCAUUCGAUGCGCCAAAAGAUGAUCCGCAUGACAACCUCAUAUCUCAGAGCCCUGCUGCCUCUGUGUAUCCUCCGCCGGCGUCCCAAUUCUACGAGCUCGGCCUGAAAAGUGACGACCCCUCCUUUAGGGAGGCCUUAAAGCAGGCUGCUGACGAGAUGUCUACGCUAGUACAAUCCAACAACGCCCUUGAUGCGAGACUGUCGGCCAAAGAGGACGAGCUUGAGAAGAUGACACGACAUUGGAGGAAUGAGAACGACUUACUCAGACACGCUCUGAUCGAGCACGAGGAGAGACUGAACCAUGAUGAGCGAGUAACAGAAGAAACCGAAGAGAAUGCUCGUCAGCAACGCAUUGAACUCAGCCGAGAGAAAGCUUGUGUGAGUCGACUUCAGGCCAAAGAAGAGCGCUACUUGGAGCAACUUUCGGAAUUUGUCGAGGAGAAGGAAGCCUUGGCCUUUCAAAUCACCAGAUUGAAGGAGGAGAUCGCCGACGCAAGAAGAUCCAAGAAGUUGCUGCAACGAGACUGCAGAAAAGCUCAGAACAAGGCCGGCGAAACUGUGGAGCUCAACAGAAGUCUGCAAGGGCAACUCGAGAGGAAGACAUUGCAGAUCUGCGAGCUCCACAAGAAGAUUGAGCUGCUGCUCGGUCAUCAAGCCGCGCGAGAACGCAUACUUGCCGACAUCACGAGCAUGUUCGCGCGUUCUGAAGGAGAUCUGGAUCGCUGGGAAGUUGAGCUGCGGAUGCUGUUCAGGUCAGGACAUCGGCAGGAGUCGACCGUGAGCCGCGUUUCGUUGUCCGAGACCAUGCCCGAUCUUGACACAGAGUUGUCGAGAGCAUUCGAGACAUCUAAAGACACGCGACACGAUCGAUUCAGGAGAGCUUUUAGUUCACCUAAUUUGAGCGCCGCUCGGCAUAUGAGUCGCAGUCUCGCGCCGAACGAAGUCCCAAUUCAAUCAAGCUCGCCUUUGCCUGGAUCCAUCCAGCACUCUGACAUUAUUACCUCACUUUCGUUGCGGCGCAGCACACAAACCUCAAGGCCCCACACGCCCACUCGGCACCUCACAUCGCGGCCACACGAACUACCACGAGCGGCAAGUCCCAUUACAUCUUCCAUACAUUCACAGACGCCCGUAGAUAAGCAUAGAGUCGAACGGCAAGUUGCAGAGCUUGACGCUAGGGAUAAUGCCACCGAGGAAGACCUCGUAGGGGGAGCGAGUCUUCUCGAGGAGCUUCACGAACUGGGAGAAGAUGAGACGGUCUUUGAUGAAACUGGAUAUUCCGGGCACGAUCAUGCUCCAGAAAUCUCGAAUCCCUCGGACCAUGCUGAGUCGUCGGAAGGAUACGACAGUGCCGGCCAUAGUCGAAUCGUUGACGCCCCUCCCGGAGGGCAAACCCUCCAUUUUCACUCUCAAGAUGAUAUCGAGCCUGCCCAAAAGCGGCACCAGUCUGUGAAAGCACCGGUGUCCACGCUGGUCUCUAUUCCGCCAAUCCUCAUCAACGCAGGACAAUCUGCCGAGCUCAGCUCGACAUCUCCAUCUAUCACUAGCACGGAACAGAAUAGUCCUGGCUUCGUACAGCUUUCGGAUCGCAACGCUCCAUUUGGUUCAAAGCCCUCUUUGUCGCAACCAGCACCAUCCGCUCUCGCAAGUGGAGCUCUUCCGCCCUCGCAGUCGCCUCGCACCACUGGCAAGGUUCACAGUGCGGUCCAAACUAUUGAAUCACUCUAUCUCUGGCCGAGCCAGCAUCAUGUCGACUGGACUUCGAAACGACAUCCCAAGUCUCUCAGACUGGGCUCGAACACAGACUGUAUGCGGUGUUGUCAGACUUAUAACAAAAUGCCGCUUCAGGCCGAAACUGCCAGAUCAGCUGCUCGACAGAAAGCAUACCUCAAAUUAAAGCCUGUGUCGAUUUCAGUACAUCGACAGAAGCUUCGUAGAACUCAUUCUACGUCGGACGUGCUUGAGAGGAGAGUAGGCCUUGAAGUUGAAGAUUUCCAGUCUUCUUCACCUUUCGAACCCCCUGGAACUCGUACACCUCGUCCACCAUCCGGCAGCCAGCUGGAGGAGAUUGAAACUCCAGAUCUUGUCUGGGAGUCUCAAGAAACGCUCGUUGGCGCGGAUAUCAAUGGCGGUGUGGAGUCCGAAGUGCUGAUAUCCAAAACGCAGCUCCUGGAGGACCAAGAAAACUGGCAAAUGGAUUUGAGGUCGGACUCAAGCACUAGCUUGACUGUUUUAUCACCACCUUCUGCAUCGUCGAGUCAUGACGAAUCCAUGGGCCACAGUGAUGAAGAUCGCCUAGUUACCAAUCUAGCCGAGGAGGACGAUAAGCAAGCGCACGAUUGGCAGGUUGCGAGGCUGGAGCGGAAGAAGCCUUUCCUGAAAGAGAGCGCGCGUGUUGUUCUCAGCCGCGGCGUCGACCGUCUACUCGAUGUGCCUGCCAAGGCUAAUGUUCCUCUCGAGCUGGCGGACGAUACCUCCUUUCUAUUCCGUGACCUCUGGCCGCGACAAUGGAGCCAAUCUUCGCACUCAUCGUCAGAUGUCAGCAAUGAAAGCAAUGGCCCCGCUGACCUCGAGCCUGCCAUAGAUAAUGCGUUGUCCUCUAGCAGCUCUUUGGACGACGUCCCCUCGACGGCUGCUACACUCCUGCACUCCGAGAAGAUCUUCGUAGGAAUAACACAAAAGCCACGGUCAUCUUCGACGCACUUCGCCCCAGAAGAGAUCGUGUACACGGAGACCAUGUCAGCAUCACCGACCAGUACAAGGCGAGGGGCAGUUUCCGAUAUGUUCUCAGAGGGAGCAGCCCGUGCCAGCCUGGUCCAUGAGCCAAGUCUUCCAAGUCUGCCUAGGCGACGUGUAGCUAGAAGUGCUAGCAACGAUAGUGCUGUGACCAGACGACGGUGGACCAGUAGUCCAUCUGAUUCAAGCUCAAGCUCAGGUUCGAAAACCGAUUCGAAAUGUAGCAAAGAUACCAUUCCUUCAUCUCCACCACUCGAUGAUACCCGUCCGGAUAACGUUAGCUGGCCUUCUCGUUCGUCAUCAUCCUCGUACGCAUGGGAAUCGGCGGACGACCAGCAACUCCAGGUCUCUGAAGUGUCGCCAGUUGCACAAGAUCUCGAAGCGCACACUCGCCAAUCUGCCAAGAACAGCUUUGCCGACAUUUCAACUCACCCAUCGAUGCUGACCAAGCACCUUGGAGCUUGGAUCACUUCCGUGGACUUGCAACACAGGGACAGUACGGGUAUCAGACGCGUUAACAGCUUUCCUGAGGAGCUCAACCGGAGGGCAUCGCUUGCAGAGUGGCUCCCGGAUGAUAAAGAUCCGUUCUCUCCUUCAAGGACGAUUUCGCCGGAUGCAGAGUCAGACUGUAUCACGAAGGAUGAGUUGGCUAGGAAACCCGAAUCUCUUCAAUCAAAGCGCCGCCUGAGUGUCCUGAGUUCUGCUCCGAAGAUUGCUCAACGUUCCCAAGUUACGAACAAGCCAAAGAACCGUGGACCACGAUGGAGUCGAGCACUAGUUCGGCCUCAUGUGAACGGGGACCUGACGCCUGCAUCUAGACGCGCCCGGCACACACGCCAAUCCGGAAUAGGCACUCCAGUACGGCCUCUGGGAGUUUUGCCAACCACGACGGCUCCUGCCCCAGCUGCAUCAAAAACCCCUACCCGCAGAGCAUCUGCGUCAUCUUCACCGACGAGGAAUAUGACUCCACUAGGUCCUCAGAACCUAGCUGGCGCACUACGCUGGCACGUCGAAGAUUUCUUCUCGUUGAGGAAUGGUAGGGAGUGGAAGAUAACCUUUCCCGCCAACGACAUAACAUUCAUGCGCUCACAAUCCCAAGAUGCUGAUACAUCCGCUAUGCCGCAGUCUCAGCCCAUGGAUAAUGGCCAUAUUGUGAUGCGGAUUGAGGAGGAGCCGCUGCAAGCGCCUGGCAAUGACAAGCCUGUGCCCGAGGGUGGUGAUGACGAUGCUGGCUCGGAUUUCGAAGAUGCUACUGAAGCCUCUGAUAGCUCCUUCGAUACCGCAGUGGAACAGGGCAACCCUACUCUGAAUGCGCCCCAGGACUUGCCCCUCGUGGAUCGUCAUCACUUUGGCCGAGGUUCUGUAUGGUCUGAUCCCGGACUAUCGGCUCCUGGACAGUCCGAGGCUGCCGAUGGAGAGCCACAGGCAGUAUCCACAAGCAACAAGAAGAGCAAAGGCGCCUUUGAAAGCAUCAAGUGGAUGUUUGGUAUGCUUCAGGUGCUAUUUGGUAUUCUUCGGAUACUAUUGGCUAUGCUUCAGAUGCUCUUCGAUUUGCCUCGGAAGCUAUUCCAAGUGCUCUAUUGGCCCCUCCUCAUCACGCUGCUUCUCAUCACGUGGGAUCAAAAACAGGUGUGGUUUGAAGCAAAUGCGAUUGAGUACCGCAAUGCAGCUGUGAGGAUGCACAAUACGGAACGAUGGGGCCACCCGUGGUUAGAGAAGCAGGUGUUCGAGCUAGUCAGGAAGCUGGACCUGGUUCACGAGGUUUAUGGAAUGUAA
Molecule: messenger RNA, 4521 nt
Organism: Cyphellophora europaea CBS 101466
Lineage: Eukaryota; Fungi; Ascomycota; Eurotiomycetes; Chaetothyriales; Cyphellophoraceae
Exons: 1
Coding region: 1-4521 (1506 amino acids)
Source: RefSeq, a predicted model, not a curated record